Messenger RNA from Amoebophrya sp. A25, 218 nucleotides. The record is from the annotation of a GenBank genome assembly. NCBI's taxonomy places the organism in Eukaryota, Dinophyceae, Syndiniales, Amoebophryaceae.
GAUCACUAUUUUUGGAAGGAUUGCAUAGAAGAGAUGAUGAAGCACAGCAGAAAGAUCAAGACGAACAAGAUAAUUUCGGAAGGGACGAAGACACCAUCAUGGGGGGCACGGCCUGCACGACAGAUGGUACGAAAAAUCAUCUCCAAGCCAAAACCGAAGAAGCCAUGAUAAACGAGCAAAUGUCUCUACGAAGGGGUUACGACGAAGCCCUCUUGUGG